AACCAAACGCCAAGUCCUUUGCAAUCGGUCUGAUUUGUCGAAGCGCAACAUUUUUUCUUUCUCAUUCUUAACUUCUCUCAGAAGACUUCGAAUUGCACAAUACAUCUCUCCACAAGCUAUGAUCUCCAAGGGAUCAGUCGCCAUGAUGCUCAAAUCCAGUUUAUUUCUUUGUCCUUGGUCGAUUUUUAGGGUUUUCUUUUUAGAUUUUCUUUUAUUUUUGGUUGCUUUGGCUGGAGGAUCGGCGAUUGGAUAUCCAGAUUUUCGCUUUUAUCUGGUUAUGGAGUUUGGUCGUUUUGUUCUUUGAUUGCGGCAAUUGAUGGAUUUUCAUAUAAUGGAAUCGAGUGAUAUGUGGAUUUUAUUGUCUUCAUAUGCUUUCUCUGACCGGUUAGGGUUUAGUAUUGAUCGUGUUCUUGGUGUUAGAGAAAACUGAUUGGGCCGAGGAUGUGGAUAUUGAUUUGUUAGAUCAUCUAUAUGGUAUGGUCUGUUCAUUCUACUAUUUUGUUUUGUCUUUCUAGCAUGGAUGAGAAGAUUCCGACCAUUCAUCCACGACUUGGAGGAGGACCUGCGCCCAGCAAAGUUGUUUGUUCUCACUGCAAGAUGGGGAAUUGCAAUCGAAACCCCUGUAGGUUCAUGCGCCGAGAAUCUUCACCUCCUAAUAUUUACCUAAGAACAUCUGAGCAACCCAAUGAGGAGCUCUAGCCAUGGCCUCAAAAAUUCAUUGGCUUUGAGUGAUGGAUCUGAAGUUAAAACUGCUCAGAAUAGCACCAAUCAUGUUAUUAAGGAUCCAACUAGGAAAGCGCCAAUCCUAGGAAUUCUUUGGCUUCAAGUAAUGGAGGUGGUGGGUAUGAAUAUAAAUGCUCUUGUGAGAGCUCCAGUUCCGGCAUUGAGGCAGCGAAUAUGGCGAAGAUAAAGCAUCCUCUAAUUCAUCAGUUCUCAUUGUUGAGGAUAAUGCUUCUGAAGAUAAAACUAUUAAGAGCUCAAAAAAGGCAUGUGAGCAGCGUAUGUCAGACAAAUAUGUUAAAGAAGAUGGGUGCCAUUCUUGCAUUCAUGGUCUUGUGGGAAUUGGUUUUUUAUUUUGGCAAAGCUCAAGGGCAUACUCAGGCUGUUUCUGGGAUUGCACUCCCUUCAAGAUCGGACAAGCUUUUUUUUCAGGUAGAUGGUAUCAUUUUGGCUUGGAAAGGGAGUACUGAGAACCCAAACCCUUUUGAGCUGUCCUUAUCUUUGGAAGGUCAUACCGCUGCUGUUAUAUGCUUAACCGUUGGAGAAAAGAGGCUAUACUCUGGUUCUAUGGACAAUACUGUAAGAACAAGACCAGCUACUGAAGGGGGCAACUUGGAGGUGUUCUAUACACAUAAUGAGGAACAUGGUGUUAUUGCUCUUUGUGAGAUGCCUGAUGCAGAAGCAAAACCAAUUUUGUUUUGCUCUUGCAAUGAUGAUUCUAUUUGCCUGUACGACCUACCAUUAUUCAAUGAGAGGGGCAGGAUUUUUUAAGAAGAGAAGUGAGAACAAUUCAUACUGGUCCUGGAGGUCUUUUUUUCACUAGUGAUGGAACAGGAAUGAUAGACAUUUGGAAAUUGGCAGAAUCACAUGGAAGAGUUAUGAAAGUAGCAUAAUAUCUCUAUAACUACAUGCCUUGCAGAAUUUGGUCAAUCCUAUUUGAGUUCUUGUAUAUACAGGAUACAAAAUAGUAUAUGUAAGAAUUCAUCUUAAGACCCCAUAUUAUUAGUUGUUGGGGUUUAGGUAUAUGUUUUGCUAUUGUAGAUUUUGGAGGAAAAUUCUAUUAUUUAUCCUCUCAUUUUUUAUGAAGCUGAUUUUCUUUUCA
This is a messenger RNA of Hevea brasiliensis (rubber tree), 1822 nucleotides long. RefSeq names its product zinc finger CCCH domain-containing protein 63-like. Bases 898 to 1491 code for a protein of 197 amino acids. The record is from RefSeq and is a predicted model, not a curated record. Gene Ontology annotation, molecular function: protein binding. NCBI's taxonomy places the organism in Eukaryota, Viridiplantae, Streptophyta, Magnoliopsida, Malpighiales, Euphorbiaceae. The transcript is spliced from 6 exons.